This is a messenger RNA of Ostreobium quekettii, 662 nucleotides long. The record is from the annotation of a GenBank genome assembly. NCBI's taxonomy places the organism in Eukaryota, Viridiplantae, Chlorophyta, Ulvophyceae, Bryopsidales, Ostreobiaceae.
AUGGAAGCAAUUAUGAAGAAGCGUCAGGCAGAGCAUGACGAAGCCUACGAGCGUCAGUGGAACAACGGCCUGGGAUCGCAUCACGCGGAUUACGACCCCGAGGCGACAGGGGAAGGCGUGGUAAAGGCAGAUCGGGCGACGGAAGAGCUGUACGUAGCGAUUGUCAAGAACGACAUAAAGAGGGUGUACGACAAGAUUGACGAGGGCGCCGACGUCAACUUCAUGUUCGGGGAGGCCUAUCGCUGCCCGGAGGGCUACACGCCCCUCAUGGCAGCCGCCCAUCGCGGGCGCCUGGAGUGCUGUCGGGCCCUUUUGCGAGCGGGGGCCGACCCAAACCUCAUUAACACAGGAGGCGACCUCCCCAUCUUUUGGGCCAUCGACGGGGGCAUCGAAAUCAUCAAGCUGUUCGUCAACUACGGGGCCGACCUGAACGCCCGCACGCCCGACGGGUGGACGCCCCUGAGCUACGCGGUGGCGAAGGGCAAGUACGGCCCCGUGGAGGAGAAGGGCGUGUACCCAGAGGACGUGCUAAAGUACUACGGGGCGAGCGAGGUGGGCAGCGGGCCCGUGGCGCGCGGGGUCAGGAGCCCGAGGGAGAGCUACGACCCGGCUGCGGAUGGGUUCCUUAGGGAGAGGGGGAACUACAAGGACCCCAUACCCGC